Molecule: messenger RNA, 2109 nt
Organism: Callorhinchus milii (elephant shark)
Lineage: Eukaryota; Metazoa; Chordata; Chondrichthyes; Chimaeriformes; Callorhinchidae
Product: tumor necrosis factor receptor superfamily member 14-like
Exons: 10
Coding region: 459-1415 (318 amino acids)
Biological process (GO): positive regulation of T cell migration; positive regulation of cytokine production involved in immune response; apoptotic process
Cellular component (GO): external side of plasma membrane; membrane
Molecular function (GO): protein binding; transmembrane signaling receptor activity
Source: RefSeq, a predicted model, not a curated record
CCUCUUCACUGAGAGUUCAGAUGACGUGUUUCCGAGGCUCUCGCGACUGGAAAGUCCCCUCUCACACACACGGACAUUAACCCACAGUAUUAUACGGUUUGUUCGGGCGUGAAUCUGCUGCUCUCCCGCGAGCGGAGCGGGUCAGGAAGGGGAGGGUCGCGAGGGCUGAGGAGAUCUUCUGGCUCCUGUCCUCAGUGUUGGUGGUAUAGCCGAAGUAACUUGAUGUCACUGGAUUCUGAACAAACACACCUUCAGCGUUGAAUUGCUGUUCUAUGAAAAAAUCUCCAACUCUCCUGUGGAAAUAUCUGUGAUAGACUGUCCUCUUUGCUGGGGGAAGCUUUGAAGAAAUUCAAGCGAAAAAUAGGACAUUAUAGGCAGUUUUGAUGGGGCAAAUCAGAGCAGUGAUAAAUGCUGCUGAUGCCUCUCGGGUGUCCCUGUGAAUCUGAAACUGUAUCCAGAUGUUGUGGUUCUUCUUACUGUUUGUCCAUCUGCAAUUGGUCAACUGUUGUGGCCCAGGCGAAUAUUUAAUCCUUGGACUGUGCUGCCCAACGUGUCCUGUGGGAAGUCGUGUGUCAAAACAUUGCACAGCAGAGACCAACACUGGAUGUAGGGCAUGCACACAUGGUGAAUACAUCGACCAUCCCAGUGGGCUAGAAAAAUGUCUCAAGUGUGAAAGUUGCGAUUCAGGAAUGGGACUUUUAGAUGCACAGCAAUGCACCUACUUCCAAAAUUCUAUUUGUCAUUGCAAAGAAGGUUACUUCUGUGUGGAGAGGAAAUGGAGAGGAUGUGAGACGUGCAGAAAGCACAGCCUGGGUCCUGUAGGUGAAGGAGUUAAAAAGAAAGGAACAAUCUGGGAAGACUAUGUGUAUGAAACGUGUCCUCAUGGAACAUAUUCAGAUAAUGUUUCUACUGAAGAGUGUAAACCAUGGACUAAAUGCAAAGAAUUGAACAAACUUGUGGUUAGACCAGGAAAUGCUUCCAUGGAUGCAGAGUGCAAAGAGAAGAUAAACAUAGCACAUAUAUUGCUUAUUGUAAUACCUGUAAUGACUGUAGCGAUUGGUGGUGUCCUUGGAAUUUUGUACUGGAAGAGACGAGCUGUGAGAAAGCAUACAGACGGGUGUUGGACUCACACGGAUGCCGACCAGGCCAGAAAAUACUGUCAUCCAAGUGACACACAAUGUCCAACUUCAGGCCCCUCAGUCCCUCCCCCAACAGCGAGUGAUCCUCUUAUGGCAGUGUCAGGAACUGAAGCAAAUGAUGUUGACAAAACACGAUUAGGAAACAAUCAGAAAGAGGAAAAUGUGAAUUUGUCGAUACAAAUCUCUAAUGAACGUCAUGAUUCAGGAAUUGGUAGUUCAGAUACCAGUCCUAGGACUAACUUAGAAAAUAUUGAAGAAGGAGCAGCAAACACCUGAACUACAAGAUCACUCAUGGAGUGGGUUGGAAGUGCUUGGAUUGACGUUUGUGGAGCUUCAGACAUUCUCAGGGCAUUUGAAAUGAAACGUGUGCAGAUCUUUCGUCGAUGGGCAGCCGGAGGAGCAGACGCCAGGGCAGAUACAAGGAAAGGUGAUGGAAACCAACUCACUGGACUCAUUUAAAAGGCAGUUUGAGGUACUGAUGGGCUUUGAAGGAGGCAAGGGAGCGGGCGAGGCGAAGGGACUGUGGGAUGGAGUUUCAAAGAGUAUGGGGCAGAGAGGCUGAAGGCCCAAUGGUGGGCCGUACUGGGACAUGGAGUAGGCCGGAGCCCACUGAGCAGAGUGAACGAUAUGUUGUGGAGGUGGGGAAGCAGAACGGGCCAUGGCACAGAGGACAGCUGAGGGUCAAAUAAGACACAAAGAUUCCAUCCAGUUUCAGUGAGUUCUGCAGUGCAUCUGUGCAUUGUGAUGCUGUCAGUGUGGAGGUGCCGAUGGGAGCCAAGCAGCUACAUUUGCUAUAUCUGUUGUACAUUAUUUUUCUUGCACUUAUAUAGUGCCCUCCACUCAGGGCAGUGCACCCAGAGCACUUUAAAAUCCUUUUUAAAAGAAGCAAUAUACAUUUUUAUACCUGAUUAUGUGAAGAAACUGAUUUACUGUCAACAACUCUGUGUGAAAAUAAAUCUCCUAAACUCUC